AAUUUCACACUCAAUUUAUUUCACGUAUCGCUUUCUUCUCUCUCUUACUCUGAGACUCUGCCUCUCUCUCUCCCUGUGUCUCUCACUAUAUGUAUAUCUGUGUAUAUAUCUCCCCUUCUUCAGUAACACAAAAUCCUGGCCGUCCAUUAAAAAAUCCAGAUUCCGGCAACUGUUCCUCUGAUCGUCCGUUUUGUCUCUGCGGGAGCCAAAAAUUUUUUUAAACCUUUUUGGUUUUACCUUCUUUUUUUAAAACCUUCUAUUUUACUUUUUUACCCCUUUUGGUCCAGAUUUUUUUUUUGAGUGGUGACGUGGCAUUCACCAAAACGACAAUGAACACCAAGACCAUGCGCCUGCCUCCCCGUCGCUUUCUGACGCCAACUAAGCGCAAAGAGCGAGACGGUUUUAAUAACUUCCUUAAUAAACCGUCAAUUACAAUACCGCUACCUAGAAGAAUCCCGUCCAAAUUACCCAACCCGACCACAGCUGGCGAAAAGCCGACGCUCGAGCAGGCUAAAUCCAAUCAGCUCCUCGCUGGAUACCUGGCCCAUGAGUUCCUCUCCAAGGGCACGCUAUUCGGUCAACCUUUCGAUCCAGCGGCGGCUCGAGCCGAGAUUGUGGCUAAGAAGGAUAAGGUGAUAAGUUCCCAGAGAGCGGAGCCGGAGCCGGAGCCGGAGCCGAGGAAGGACAAGUGUGAGAGGUACGUGGAGAUAUCUGGUUUGUUGAAAAGAGAAGGGGCCCACAUACAAGGUAUAGUCAAUCCAACUCAGCUCGCUUGUUUCCUACAGAUGUGAUUGUGAAUGAAACGCAGCAGCAGCUACGAAAGGUUGAUCCUCCCAACACCGUGGAGCCCCGAAUCCUCCUCGGACUCCACAAACUCUUAUCAAUUUAGAUCGAGCUAUCGAUGGGGUAGUGACCAAAAAUGCUAACAAUCCUAAUGUUUUUUUGUCUAUCUCAAAUACUGAAUGAAGAGACAUGAAUCAUGUGGAUUA
Tripterygium wilfordii is the source of this 989-nucleotide messenger RNA. RefSeq lists its product as uncharacterized. The transcript has a single exon. NCBI's taxonomy places the organism in Eukaryota, Viridiplantae, Streptophyta, Magnoliopsida, Celastrales, Celastraceae. Bases 330 to 791 code for a protein of 153 amino acids. The record is from RefSeq and is a predicted model, not a curated record.